AUGGCUGAAACUCGAUCGCCCGUUCCUCCAACCCCACCGAGGGCCGAUUCAUUUUCUACCGGCCAAACUCUUGUCAAUCAAACCGGCCAAACAGCUCCAAGUCCAUAUGAGAAACAUAGACUACAGGAGGUAACUGUCGAGGGAUAUCGGACUCUGGGCGUCGUCUCGACCUUCAUUGCUGGAGUUGAAUCGCAAUGCAUUGGGCUAGUCUCCGAUUAUAAUGGAAUCGACCAUCCAAGACUUAGAGAGGCCUCAAGCGCACUAUUAUUAAUUGGUCUAUCUUUGUCAACGCUCGGAGCUGCCCUUUCACUACUUUCUGCUCGGUGGUUUGACUUAUUGAGGGCCGAUCAACUGAAGAUGCUAGAGUACCGAUGGGAUUGUGCAGUAAAAAAAGCAGAAGCUGGAAGGGAAAAACAUAAUUCAAAAGUAGGAGACACUUCAAAGGCAGAGUCCACUUCGAAAGAGGCUUCCAAGGACGACAGUCUCAAAGACAGCCACACGGCAACACCUAACAUACGAAAGCACAUUGACGAAUUUAAUGCUAGUAACUGGAGAGCUCGCUGGAGAGAUAAUUUAAUGGCUUUUGCUAUUCGUUCGCCCGUACCUGUUGUUUUUUGGUAA
Molecule: messenger RNA, 621 nt
Organism: Rhizoctonia solani
Lineage: Eukaryota; Fungi; Basidiomycota; Agaricomycetes; Cantharellales; Ceratobasidiaceae
Product: nicotinamide mononucleotide adenylyltransferase
Exons: 5
Coding region: 1-621 (206 amino acids)
Source: RefSeq, a predicted model, not a curated record